This is a messenger RNA of Protopolystoma xenopodis, 285 nucleotides long. Lineage: Eukaryota; Metazoa; Platyhelminthes; Monogenea; Polystomatidea; Polystomatidae. The record is from the annotation of a GenBank genome assembly.
AUGGCGAGUCUGUAUUUCGGCUCGCAUCGAUUGGUGAAUAUUCGACAACUGAUCGCCCUACUAUUGGUGGAAUUCGACUUGUCUCAAAUUCAACCAAUCAGAUUUGGGGAUUUUAACGAAUGCACUUGGCGCGAAUCCGACACACACACAGACAGACACAGAAAUUCACCAGUAAAUGUGAGAAAGAAAGAUAGUGGCAUCUAUAGGUCUCGAUUUCCAGUCGGCACUUUGAUGCGGGCCUCCAGUUUACUCUGCCUCCUCGGCCCCGGACCGCCCUGGCAUUAG